GCCCCGCCCCGAAGUGGCGUCACAUCCUGAGCGCCGCCGGGGUUGUGUGCACUUCCCGUUAGGAGCCGCCCGGACGCUCUGGCCGUGCAGUGAUCCGAUCCCCACCGGCAGGAUGUCAGCCAGUAUCCCUGGAAGCUCAAAUGUGGCUACUGGCGGUAAUCGUCGUCUUCAGCAGACUCAACACCAAGUAGAUGAGGUUGUUGACAUCAUGAGAGUGAAUGUGGACAAGGUAUUGGAGCGAGAUCAGAAGCUGUCAGAGCUGGAUGACCGUGCUGAUGCACUGCAAGCAGGAGCUUCCCAGUUUGAGACCAGUGCAGCCAAGCUGAAAAGAAAGUAUUGGUGGAAGAACUGUAAGAUGUGGGCAAUAUUGAUAGCUGUUGUUCUCAUUAUCAUCAUCAUCAUUAUUGUCUGGAGUGUGUCUUCAUGAGUUACAAGAAGAAACUCAUCAACUGAAGGUGUCCAUCUUCAGCCUCUCCACUUCAAACCUGCUGUAUUUUCAGCUUAUUUACUGCUGUUUAAAGCAAAACUUAUUUUGAUUACUGGAAUGUUAGCUAACUUUACCUGGUUGCCUUAAGACACUUCUGUCAUAAAUUACUAACAAGCACAGCCCACCACUUGCACAGUGCCUUGAUGACCUGGGGCACAGUGCUGGUGAGGAGGAUUUGGCUCUAGGAUUUCUACGGUCGAUGCUGUAACGGGUCACAGGCUCUGUGCACAGUUUUGGGAUUUAUCCGCCAUCCUCCUCACCCACCUGCCCCUCCUCGGUGCCAUCGCGGGGGGCUCGGCUCCCUGCCCUGACCUGUGCCUUGCAGGGAGCGCCCGCAUCCCGGGCUCUCCCCGCCUUGCCUUAACGCAGGGGAAGAACCCGCACCCCACUGAGCACUAAUGCCUUCGCUAACGCCGAACGCACGCAGCCGCCAGGGUGGAGCCGCAGCGGGGGCUGCCCCGCCGUGCCCUCCCGGCGGAGACGGUCUGCGGGACGCCGCUCGGCCUCGCCGAGGCCAAAGGCGCGGCGAAGUGCCGGCCCGGCCCCGCCGUGGCCGAGGGGCGCGGUCCGCUGCCGGCCGCUCUCCGCCCAGGUGCGGCGGCGGGGACGGUGCCGCACGUGGCGGCGGGGCUGGCGCGCGCACGGGGGCCGCGUGAGGGGCGGGGCGAGCGGCCGCGGAGGCGCCGCCCCGCCCCGCCGCGCGCCGUCCCUUCCAAUAAAGCGGCUCUUGACCCUGA
Grus americana (Whooping crane) is the source of this 1224-nucleotide messenger RNA. It is a transcript of the gene VAMP3, whose product is annotated as vesicle associated membrane protein 3. The record is from RefSeq and is a predicted model, not a curated record. Gene Ontology annotation, cellular component: SNARE complex; plasma membrane. The coding region runs from base 113 to 427 and encodes 104 amino acids. The transcript is spliced from 5 exons. Gene Ontology annotation, biological process: vesicle-mediated transport; SNARE complex assembly; vesicle fusion. NCBI's taxonomy places the organism in Eukaryota, Metazoa, Chordata, Aves, Gruiformes, Gruidae. Gene Ontology annotation, molecular function: SNAP receptor activity; syntaxin-1 binding.